Molecule: messenger RNA, 5261 nt
Organism: Ilyonectria robusta
Lineage: Eukaryota; Fungi; Ascomycota; Sordariomycetes; Hypocreales; Nectriaceae
Exons: 5
Coding region: 126-4922 (1598 amino acids)
Source: RefSeq, a predicted model, not a curated record
GCUCCCUUUUCCUGUUCGCCGGCGCUCAUGACGACUCUCGACGGCCUCAUCGACGGCCCAAUUGACCUUGACUGCCUUCUUUGAGUGCGCUGGAUGCGCGGAAAGAUUCGCGCCACCUCACAGCCAUGACACUGCGGAAUCCCGGCCGCCUGGCCCGCCAACUUGCCCGUCUGGGCACUCCAAACUUGGCGCGUCCGAAUGGGCCGCAGCUGGGUCGUUGGGGGCCAUGCAACUCCGCUGCCAGCAGGCUCCGAUUUUCGACUCAAGGCGCCAGGAGACAAGAGGAGGCACCGCGUGAGAAUAGCGGACGGCAAAAUGAACAAAAUUCCUCAUCAGAACCUUCUAUUCUUUGGAAGAUGGGCGAGUCAGCAGCGACAACACUUGCUUCCAUAGUCGUGCUGGGUCUCGGCUUUGCUGCCGCUGGCUACAUCUAUCACAAGAGUUACAAACGGCUCGUCCUCAGCAAAAUGACCAACGCCUUUGAGCCAGGAGACCCAGUUCUGGAACUGGCUUCCCUUGGAAAAGAGAUCCCCCCUGGCGGUGCUGGCGAGCACUGGAUUGUUCGCAGUGAGCAAGAACGCGUGGACCGCAUCGUGUUUGGUCAUGACGUUGGACACUACCACCUCAUGAUCGGCGACAAGGGCUGCGGCAAGAGCAGCAUGCUGAUAGAGGCGAUGCGCAAGAUCGAUGGCGAGGGUGUAGCCAUGUUCGAGGCACACGCAGAUCUCGAGAUUUUCAGGAUUCGAUUGGGCAAAGCUUUGGAUUAUGAGUACCACGAGGACUAUAUUGGCGGAUAUUUCAGCGAGAGAGGCCCUCGCGAAUCCACUGCUCUACUGGAUAUCGAGCGUGCCCUCAACAAGCUGGAGAAGGUGGCUAUGCUGAAGCGACGAGAGAGAGGCAAGCCCCUCGUCGUUAUCGUCAACCAGAUGCACCUCCUCCGCGACGAUGAGGAUGGGCGGGAUUUGAUCGAGCUUCUCCAGCAGCGAGCAGAACAGUGGGCUGCCGCAAACCUCGUCACCAUGGUUUUCAACUCUGACGACUAUUGGGUAUAUGAGCGGUUCAAGCAACUAGCUACGAGGAUGGAGGUCAUGUCUGUUGUCGACCUACCCAAGGCCCAUGCUAUUUCCGCCCUACAGCGCUACCGGUUGAAGUAUUUUGGAGAGCGCCUGUCGGAUGACCAGCUCGAAAACGUCUAUGAUAAAGUUGGUGGCCGCCUGAGCUUCUUGAGCCGUGUUGCGAAGAGCAGCGACAUGAAUGCAACCUGCGAGAUGAUCAAGGAUAUUGAGAAGCGGUGGUUUCUCAACCAAUGCUGGAUCCUGGGUAUGGAAAUGGACGACGAUGUCAUGGACCAGCAGAAGUGGGCCGCUGCUGCUAUGGUUCUAGCAAAGGCCCUUGUUGACAAGGACGACGAUGAGCCUAAUUACGACUCAGUUAUCGGCCACGUGCUACCCACAUACCCUUUCCACAAGGCCCAGGAAAUCAUGACACGUUGUGAUUUUAUCCGAAAGUUGGACAGCCUGAACCUCUUCAGCAUCACUAGCACUGCGGAUGUGCGAGCCAGCAGUGUCCCGAUGCACCUUGCCUUCCAGGAGAUUUGCGCCGAGGAAGGCUUCGACGACCACCUAGAGGCUACCAUCCAGAGAAUUUCAGACAUUGAGAGCUUGGGCCGAACUCGCGAGUUGGUUGCCAAGGACCUGGUGCUCGGCGGAGAGUACAAGAUCCGACAGAGCAUCAGGGGGGAUGUCUCGGUGAAGUUGCAGGAGCAGACGGAGGAAAAGAAGUCAUCAUGGUUCCCGUUCGGAGGAUCACGGGGCUGGCGCAGGUGGAGGGAAUCGUUGGUCCAGCAAGUGACCUGUACAACAUUUACAUGUAUUUUCUUUGCAUCUGUAUCAAAUAGCGCUUGGCCCGAUUUUCGCCUUGCUUCGACACUCUGGUCUCUAGUUGGCUCUCAGGCCAGCGGAUCAGACAAACCGGCCACCAGUGAGGGGACUUCCUCACAGGCUGAGAACCACCAACCUGAGCAACACCCGGAGCUUCAUCCCAUCGACGAACGCGACGACCAUCAGAACGGGUCGCACAACACUGCAGACGCGAUGAUGGACCCGGAUGGACGGCCAAUUGGCGGCUUGGAGGCGUUUGACAACUUUGAACACGAUGCCCAGGUCGAGGACGCGCCAGACAACGAGGCCGACUUUGGCACUCUCGAGAUGUUCGAUAGCAAUGCGACACAGGCACCCUACACCUCACAGCUGCCUUCAUCGGCCUUUGGUCAGGACAGCAAGGCACCUGAGGCAGUGAUGGAAAAUGCCGUGCCAUCUUCGCACUCGAAAAAGUCAAAGCGAGACAAAAAAGAUCGAAAGAAGAAAGGGGCGUCUCAAGAAAGCGCAUCCCCUCAGCCAUCGGCCGAAGAGGGUUCCCGCAAGCACAAGAAAAUGAAGAAGAGGCAGUCUGUUCCGGUUGAGAUUCCGGAUAGCCUCCCAACUGGAAACGCGUCAGAUGCACUUCAGGAACAACUGGCAUACGCCGAGGCCGCCUCUAACACGCAUUCGAAUGACGAGACUUCAGUCCCAUCGACACAGCCAAAGCGGAAGCGCAAGCCAUCAGAUGCGGCAGACAGCAAACAACGAAAGAAGAGAAGGCCUGACGACGGUGAAGUUGAGGCUGCCUCCCAGGACGUGGUACAGGGAACACCAGACGACGAGUCACCCGAAGCUCAGAAUUCUCCCAGCGCAGCCCGUCUCCAGCGCCGCAGCCAGUCGCGCGAAGCCCGAUCACGGGAGAAUAGUGUUCUUCCAAACAACGGCGAAAUGGACCUUGAUUCUCAGCUGAAUGCAACAGUGAACCAAGGUGACUCUGGGGAUAGAGACCUCGGAACAGAUUCCAUUGAUGUCAACGGAUCCGCCGGAGCCGCCGGCACAGAGGCUGAGCGCGAUGUUGAGAACCUAGCCAGAGAGGCAUGGAAUGAGCAUGUCAAUGGUGGUCAGGGUCAAAAUGACGGCGACGACGUUUAUGACGUGCCAGGCAGCCCGGUCGAGGCUCCCAACCCUCCCAGCAGCAACACCAAACGGCCUCGACAGUCCAGGCCGAGGAAGGCUAAGCCAACUUUCUUUGAAAAGCCGCCAUCCCCAGAGGAAGAAUAUGCCGACUUGCCGUCACCAUCUGCCAUGACUCCGAAGCCUCGUCGAGCAAAGACCGCGUCUAAGAAAAGAAAGACCAAGACUGAACCUCCAAGCUACUCCAUGCACGAGGCGGACGAUUAUGAUGCCGAAGGAUUUCAAGGGCGUCGGAAUAGAAUGGCGGGCUAUACUCAGGGUCGCUUUAGUGAAGAGGAACUUAGCCGUAUCGCCAUGGCAGUUGAGAGAUUCCGUUCCGAGCGCGACAUGCCCCAGCAUCAAGUCAAUGACAUGAUCCACGCCCCCGGAGGAACUACUGCUGGAGAUGAGCAUGCAGCUCUUUGGGCCCAUGUCUUUGAGACAUGCCCCGACCGUCACCGACAGAAGAUCAUCAACAUUACGCGCAAGAAGUUCCACAAUUUUGUCGCGCGUGGCACCUGGACCCCCGAACAGGAAACUGAACUUCGUGAUCUCAUCGAGGUCCACGGAACGAAGUGGUCCAAGAUUGCUGCUAUCAUCAACCGUCAUCCCGAAGAUCUUCGCGACCGUUACCGCAACUACAUUGUCUGCGGUGAUGCCCAGCGAAAGGACUCUUGGGACGAACGGGAGGAGUCCAACUUGACUCAGUACGUCAUGGAAGCCAUGGGCGCCAUCGAUGAGCUGCGCCGAAUCCAACCUAGUCGAGAGCUGCUUAAGAAGCCCUACGAAGAGCUCAUUGACUGGCAGAACAUCAGUGAGCGAAUGGAGCGAACUCGUAGUCGCCUUCAGUGCAUCACCAAGUGGAAGGCAAUGAACAUCAAGACCCAUGGGAAGGACAAGCUUGUGUCUCAUGAACCAAACGCUCAGAUCUCUUUCAACCUGGAGAAGGCCCGCCGACAGAUUGCCGACAUGCCAGAGGAAGAAAGAUAUCGUCUUGUCCUCGCCAUUCACGGCUCGUCUGUCUCGUCUGAAUCAAAGAUUCCUUGGCAGAAACUGGUUGACAAACAGUACCGCACCCGCUGGCAUCGUUCGACUCAGAUGCUCCUUUGGCGACGUCUGCAGCAAACCAUCCCCGGAUGGGACGAAAAGACUGUACGCGAUUGUGCCCAGUACCUGGUGGACCAGUACAAUCAGAUGGGAGAGCUUCCCGAGAUCAGAGAUGAGAACUACAAUGACGCCCUGGAGAUGGAAUUUAUCGGUACCAUUCCAACCACGAUUAUGGCCAAUGGAGGCACCAACAAUAUCAGCGAGGAGUAUGUCGGCAACUCUGAUGUUGAGGGAGAAGACCAAGUCGUAGAUGACUUGAAGAUGGAGAUUGAGAAUGGUGGCGUCCCCGACGAGAACAUCCAGCCUGACUUGCCUGUUGAACCGAUGGAAAUUAUUGAGCACAUGGAAGCCAUUCAGCCAGACUUGCCUGUGGAGCCAAUGGAGCAAAUGCAACUAACGGAACCAAUUGAGCCUGUUGAGCCUGUUGAGCUCGUUGAGCCCGUUGAAUUUGUCGAGCCAGCGCCCCCCAAGGCGACUCGCUCAGCCAAGAAAUCGGCACCCGGAAAAAGCCGUGCCCCUCGUCGGUCUACGCCAGCCAGAAGAGCAUCCUCCAGACGAACAGCUGCACCCUCCCAGGACCCUAUUCAGGACGACGAUGGUUUUCUAGUUCCACCUAGCGGGACCGCGGAAGAUAACUCAGACAUUGACGAUGCUCGCUUCCGCAAGAGGAAGACACCCAGCAAGUUCCGAUCUCCCGCGGCUGCUGAGGUGGAGGCCAAGGGCGACGACUCGGACAGCGUCAUGGAUGAUAUGGAGGAUCUGCCUGCUCGAGUGCCAGCUUGAUGAUAUACGCAUUGUCGACUUUGAGAUGGAGUUGUAGUGGACGCAUUUGCGAGCCCGUUGGACGGAAUACACAAGAGUGAAUGAAGACAUAAAACGUAUGGAUGGUGACAAGGGGUUGCCCUUGUAUGUAAUAUGAGCAGUUUUCUUUGCUUUGCUUCGCUUUGCUUUGCUUUGCCUGGAUUCGGAGGGAGGGUGGCAAGCUCUGGACGGCAGUUGUUCAGGUAGGUAAUAAAGAAGUAGCUAUUUACUGCGUAGAAGAACCGAGUCCUAGCCCUCGAUGCCGUUGUAUACAAAGUCUUAGUCUAUUCCCUGGGUUUCUGAAUAGGAGGCGAACGUGAC